Molecule: messenger RNA, 4828 nt
Organism: Vanessa tameamea
Lineage: Eukaryota; Metazoa; Arthropoda; Insecta; Lepidoptera; Nymphalidae
Product: myosin heavy chain, embryonic smooth muscle isoform-like
Exons: 16
Coding region: 248-3676 (1142 amino acids)
Source: RefSeq, a predicted model, not a curated record
UUUUAUGGAUUUGAAUAAUAAAUGUUAUAAAAUAUAUAAAAAUAGUUUGUGGUUAACUGUUUUCGUUUAAACUUAUUUUAUAAACGACUUUUUUCUUAGAAAACUGUGAAAUUAUAUAUUUGUGUCGAAUAUUCGUGUGUUAUUGAAGUGAAAAUUUCAAAAUGGCGUAGCUGUCAAUUUUCGCGCCUUCGUUUUUGUAAACAAAAACAAGUGCGCGUGACAAGUGACAGAUCUUUAAUUGCGCGCCAUGUUCAACUUCUUCAAAAGAAAAGGCGGGAAGGCCGAAUCGUCGCCCGAGACCUCACGGAGACAGCCGAGCGACACCAAACCAUCCUCAGUCGAAGCUCGCGCGCCGCGAAAUCACAAUGACGUAACGAACGAAAAAUCGGUUCCACGCAAAGAUGUAGUUAACCUCUUAAUACCGGAGACUGAUUACAAUCAAAGGACCGGCGUCAGCGCCAUAUUACAAAUCAUGGCGGGCAAACGGAAAAGGAACAAAAGAAAACGGGACUACAAAAUCGAGAACGAUACCAAACGAUGCAGCGACGCGACGCCUACGCCCGCCGAAAAUAAUCGAGACGCGCCCCAACCGUCCGACGAUCCGGCCGACUUCGUUAAAGCACUCGUGCUGCAAAAAUACGCAAAACCCGAGCCGAAACAACAACUAGUGUCGCUAGUCUACCUAUCGAACGAGCAAGAUUUGGAAGACAAGCGACAUGCGGAGGCUUUGCUGCGCGAGAUCGCCAAAAGCAUCGAUUGCACUAUCGACAAAUUAAAUGAGAAGCAAAUGGGAACCGCGGACAGUAGGGUCGCGAAGGAAGCGCCGGCUUACGAGACAGUCGAGAACAAACCCAUCGAGACAUACAAAAAUAACCUUAAAGGUGAACUAGAGAAGUUGAUACAGGACGAGAACAAAGACGAGGACGCGAGAAGCGACAAGGAGAGUUCAGAAUCGCCUGCGACCAGGAAGUCGAAUCUGAAACCGCCGCGCUCGGACAACGAAGGUUGCUCGGAUGACGAUCGUUCUGACAACGGAAAGAAACGCGUUACGUUCAGAAAACACAUAAUCUUCGACGAUGGCGAACAACAAACAGACGAAGAAGUAGAUUCAUCAUUCGAAUCUCUUACUUCCGAAGAAGCUGACUAUCUAGAAGAUUUGCCGGAUAACGACGAACUUCUAGGUGGUUAUGUUGUUUCUAAAAAUGAAAAUAAAACGGUAAUAAAUGUUAACCAAACUGAACCAAUAAUAAAAGUUGAGUGCGUUGAUGACUUGCGACGAAUAACUAGUGAAAAUAGUGACAGUGGAUUCAUAGAAGGUGAUAAGAAUGAAUCGGGUGAUGAAACUAGUGAUGUUAAGAGUAUCGCUGAGAGUGAAGGGGAGAGUGAAUCGGAGGAAGAGAUUGAGGAGAUUGUCGAAGAGAUAGAAGAAGAGAGCGAAGCAGAAAUCGUUGAUGCAGACGAAGAUGUUAAUGCAGAAGAAACGAAGGAUCUCGUGACUCAGGAGAGCCGGUUCCAGUCCCAAGUGGCCGCGUUAACUGAGCUGGCGGACUCGAGAUGUGACGAGGCUGAACGAGCCAGGGAACUGAUCGUCUCUUACAGAAAAGAUAUAGAAGCGAAAGACCAGGAGAUCGAACAAUUAAAAUGCGACUUAGCAGCUGCGUACAAGGAGUCGGAGCUCGUCAGACAAAGAAGUCGAUCGCUUGAGGAGGAACUGUCGGCUGCGAGACGAUGCUCCGCGGUUUUAGCUGACCAAUUACAGAGACGAAUAGAUGAGGCCAAAAAACAGCUACGAUCAGAACUAGAAGAUGCUCUCACACAUCGAGCCCAGCUGGAGACGAAAGUCCAGGCGUUGGAGCGGGAAAAGGAAAGGUUGGAACAAGAGAAACUCCUGCAAGAGCAAAAGGCGAAAGAGGCGUUAGAAGCAGCGGAAGAGAAUACAGCGAAAUGGCGCCAAGCUCACGAAUCAGCGCGAUCACAAGCCGCGUCGAGAGCGGAACGGAUUCUGGCAGACUGCGAAUGGAAGAUGAGAGAGUUGGAGAAGAGAGCAAGAGAUGCAGAGAAGGAGAAGAAAGAGUUAUCAGAAUCCCUAGAUCAGCUCAAAUCAGCACCACCAACACCCUCCCACAUCGCUGAACUCCAACAGUUGCGAGGCCUGGCUUCAGAACAACAGAGAUCAGUACAGUCAUUGACCCUGCAGUUGCAGAAAAUAGAGACGAGGGAAGAAGCGUUAAAGUUGGAAGUACACAGGUUAAAGGAUUUGUUGGAAAAAGAAGGGCAGAUCAGGAAGGACAGAGAAGAACAGCAUUUGCAGGCAAUGAAUCGCCUGGAACAGCAGCAUUCUGAUAAAAUAUCAGCGCUCAGAGCGGAACACGCGGAAGCCGUCGCGAACUCCGCGAGCGCCCGCGCGGCGCUCGAGCGCGCGGGCGCCGAGCGCACGCGCGCCGCGCUCGCGCAGCUCCGCGCCGAGGCGGACCGGGACGCCAAAAACGCGGAGCGGAAGCUACGGGAACUCACCACGAGGUUCGAAAAUCUCAAAGAGGUACUAUCGUCCAAGGAGUCACAAUUCGAGAGCGCCAUAGCUGAGGCUAAUAGCAAAGCUGACUGGGACAUUCUGCAGCUCAGACAUUUACUAGACAAGGCUGAUAUUAACUACGCGAACAAUAUUGAAGCGAUGAACGAGAGAUUUGAAAAGGAAAAAGAGUCAUUAGUAAAAGAAUGGUCAGAGAAACUCCAACAAGUUGAGCACGAUGCGUCGAUCGCGGUAGAUGAUGCGAGGAAACUUCUAGAAACGACUAGAAUGACGCUGGUCGCGGAGAAGAAUGAUCAGAUCAAUAAGCUAAAGGAGAAACAUCGACAGGAGAUGGAUGACCAAUGGGAGCAUUUUAUGACGGACAAAGAGAAUUGCCUUCAACGAAUGAAAUCGGAAUGCAGGCAAGAGGGAGAAGAGGAUCGGGCUAAGAGAGAAAAGGAUCUAAUGGAAGAAAUAGAAGAACUGAAAGCUCAAAUACAUUCGAAAGUAGCAGAUUUUGAUGAGCUAUCAUCAAAAGCCGCCGCCUGCGGACGAACAUUGGCAGUCACUGAACAAGAAUUGAGAGAAGCGCUAGAGCGAGAGAGGGAGCUACGAGAGAAGAGGAUAGAAGACGCGUCGAAUAUGAAGCAGAAUCAGAAAGCGUCGCAGGAGCAAAUCGAUCACUUAACAAGAAAGUGUGCGUGCAUAAGGAAACUUUUCGAUGACAUCCGCGCUCGUCUUGCGGCUCGAGAACGCACCGCUGAGCAGGAAGCUCGGUCGCGGGAAAAGGAGCUCAACCACUUGCGUGCUGAGGUCGCGAGGCUGACCAAGCUUCUCGUGGAACAGAGUAGUCCAAAACUAGGAGCUCGUACGCGCGCGGACGGUUGUGAAAACUCAAUCCAAAAUAAGGAGUCUUUUUUAUCCAAGAACGGGCCUCUAGCGUGUGAGACGCAACUAAACGCGCCGAGAAGGAAAGGUGGAACUCUCCGUACACCGGAACUUGCUAGGAAACGUCCAACAUUACCGGAUUUACAACCUCUCCCGCCAGAAGCGCGUCGUACUAACAUGGACAUAGAAAAUGGCCGACGACGCGCGAAAAGCGUCGACCUCCCCGCUGUACAAGUUCCUGUUCGAAUAAAACAACUUGAAGAAAGAAAUAAAGAAUAAAAUAAUAUAACGAUCGGUGUUUUUGAAUAAUAAAGUUUGUAUUAUUAAUAAGAAUUAAGUAUAUUUUUCAGGGAAAUUUCCGAUUGAAACGGAUUUUACGUUUAUUGCGCAAUUAAAAUUUGCGAAAUACAUGUCUACAUAUUAACAACCUGUAAUUGUACGCUAUCAAAAUCAUUGACAUUACUUAAUUUACGUUAACUGUAAAAAGGUCUGAUGUCGGCCCUUUUUUCUAGAGCUUAUAAGAAAUGUAUCGGUUUUUAAAAAUAAUCUUUAUGUCAGAUUUGAAAUUUGUUUUUAAAUGCGUAGAAAAGGAUAAAUUUUAAUGCGCAUUCAUUUUUUUUUUUAUUUAAAUUAUCUUAGAAAUUAUCUUAAAAAAACGUUUUAUUACAAAUUUAAAUUUUCAACUGUCAGUUUUAAUGUUUUUUGUUAAAGUAAUGUCUAUUACUUUAUACUCUUUAAUAAUUCGAAUAAAUAGUGUAAUAGCGAAAAGAAAAGGGUAUCAAAGUAAUCGAUAAAAAAUAUUAAUAAUUAAAUAAAUAAUUCAUAACUCUGUUAGUUAUAUAAUUAUUUAUACGAUUUUUACUCUCUUAUGGAUAAUAUUUAUAAUUAAAUUUACUUGAAUUUACAUAUUAUAGUUAAACUAAAGUAUCCCGGAGGUUUACGAUUCUUUCAGAUUUUUUUUUUUUUAAUUUUUUUUGCUUGUUAAUUUUUGUCCGUAGAAGCUAAACAAUUUUGAAGUAAGAACCUAUUGAAGUAUGAGAUUACUUCUUUCUCCGAGGAUUUUGAACUGUUUUAUAUUCGAUGCAUUUUAACUUUGUUUUUUUUUUAAUAUGAUCUUGUAAUUGUACUUAAAUUAUUCUUCCAAGUUUCAUAAUCUUUGGUAAAUUUAUAUAUUGACAGCUUUAGCUUUUUUAAAUAUUGUUAAAGAAACGGUAUAUACCGAAAUAUAUAUUAUUAAUAGAAUACUCGUAAUUUUGUAUUAUAAAAUAUUUUACAGGAUAUUAAUUACGUAUCUGUAAAAUAUAGAUUAUAAACUCAAGCCUUCUGCCUUUCAAUCCAUGUCUAAAUAUAACGUAUGAAAGUUGUAUUGCAAAAUGUUCGUGUAAUUUUGAUGUAAAUAUUAUUUUUUCAUAAUAAACUUUUUUAAAUACA